AAAGCGCUUCGAAACUCUCGCUUUUGAGCACUUUCACGGUGUCAAUAACAACAUGAACAACUUUCGAACAAUACUUUUGCCAUAAGAGCCAAAGGAACGGAAGCAGCUAAACUCAACGUUGUUGUGUUCUAUUCAAAAGAGAGGCAUUUUCAACUCGAAAUCAUAUCAGUCGUAGUGAGUUGGAAGUUUGGCGGCCCGGCCUAUGAGAUGAAGUUUUUCCUGUUGCUGGCACUGUUAGACGUUGCGGCUAUUAUUCAAGCUGAGAAAGUGAUAUUGAUCGAAAAAAAGCUUGAAGUAAGGAAGAGAGGAGAAUGUGUCACAUUCAAAGGUGAACACUACUUCAGAGUGAACGGUACACUUACAUGGACGCGCGAGUCAAAACCCUUGCCAAGUAGCGACCGCUUUGUUAUCUCAGAUGGGGGCAAAACACUUAAAAUUAAUCAACUGGAGGAAUCAGAUACGGCCCUUUAUUCAUCCACGAUACAAACUGAGGGUGGAUCAGAAAUAACUCGGCACUGGAUUGUAGUAAAAGGUUGCGAUGUAAAUGAGAAAAAGACUGAACUCAACGGCUGUGAAAAAUCUUGUAAACCCAUGUGUCUGAAAGAUUGGCAUUAUUCUAAUGGCAAGUGCUACCGAUAUUUCUCUAAACCGAAGACUUGGCUGAACGCAUAUUUUUACUGCCAGGGACAAUUUGGAGCCAAACUUGCUACCAUCGACAAUAGCGUGGAAAAUAAAUUUGUAGGAGGGCUUCUUGAGUCAGGCGACGGUGCUUGGAUUGGAUUGAACGACAGAAGUAAAGAAUCACGGUACUUGUGGAACUACAACAAGUUUGAUACGCCAAGAUAUUUUGCAUGGGACGAAACCAAUCCCUCCAACACUGAACCGAACAACUUUAACGGACAGUGCAACGUAGAGAGUUGUGUAGAGAUGAAAACCACCAAUAAGAAGUGGAACGACGCGGUUUGUAUAGCCCACAGGAAUUUUGUAUGUGAGAGGGAGUCCAUAAAAGGUCUCUCUGGCUGGGAAUGUCCAGGUAAUGGUAUGUGUUACUGGUACGCGCGCGAGACUGUCACGUGGGACCGGGCGCGACAGAAGUGCAGAGACAACAAUGCUAGGCUCGUAAAGAUAACCAGUAGCUCAAAAAACAGGUUGAUCGGAGAUAUGAUAAAAACAAACAUAUGGAUUGGACUUAACGACCGAGUGGAAGCUGGGAUAUAUGUAUGGAACGACAUAGGCCAAGGAGAAUUCAACAACCGAUCUUCAUAUUUCAACUGGGACAGAGACGAACCAAAUGACAAACAUUAUGACAGCGGUGCACCAACGAGGUGCGAUGGCGAGGAUUGUGUUAAUAUCCAUAUUAGGAAUGGUGAAGUGACUUGGUUUGACUUAAACUGCGAGAUCGCGCUGCCAUUUGUCUGUGAAAAGAGCCGAGACCCCUAUUUAAGCUUUGCUGCGUGGAUAGCCAUUUCAAUGGGUGUAGGACUCUUACUCAGUAUAAUUGGUGGACGAGCCUACAUGGAGCUUAUACAUCGGCGAGGACGCAAGCAGGUGAAGCAGAUGAUAGGGGAAGCCACUGAUAACGAUGAAAAGAAAGACUAGAGCAGUAAAAAAACAAUUUAUAAAAGAAAUGACUGUUGUUUGAAAGCUGGAUCAGGACCUGGUUUUUGCAGCCGUCACGCAACGCGCUCUCUUUUCCAUAGUGUCUUGCGUGACAAGACUAACCGACGGCUGUGAUGGAGAGUCGUUACCACGAUCCGCUCCUUCAAAACUUCCAACCCCAAAAAAAUACAAACAAGGAUGACUUAAGCUCAUUCUAGUUUAGUUUCUCAACUCCAGAUAAUCCCUUUUAGAAACAUGUUCGGAUGAAGUCAUCGAACUUUGUUCC
Messenger RNA from Pocillopora damicornis (cauliflower coral), 1885 nucleotides. Its product is annotated as C-type mannose receptor 2. NCBI's taxonomy places the organism in Eukaryota, Metazoa, Cnidaria, Anthozoa, Scleractinia, Pocilloporidae. The record is from RefSeq and is a predicted model, not a curated record.